This is a messenger RNA of Electrophorus electricus (electric eel), 5222 nucleotides long. RefSeq names its product Niemann-Pick disease, type C1 (gene npc1). Gene Ontology annotation, cellular component: plasma membrane. NCBI's taxonomy places the organism in Eukaryota, Metazoa, Chordata, Actinopteri, Gymnotiformes, Gymnotidae. Gene Ontology annotation, molecular function: lipid carrier activity; cholesterol binding. The record is from RefSeq and is a predicted model, not a curated record. Gene Ontology annotation, biological process: sterol transport; cholesterol homeostasis; intestinal cholesterol absorption.
ACAGGAAAUGAACAUCGCCUCGCUUCAGCGCACCUAGACGGACUGUUGGGGUCUGGUGGGAGAGGGACGAUGUCUCUCUCAAGAAGAAACCACGGCGCCUCGCUGCUGGCUGCUAUACUACUACUGUCACAGACAAGAUGGGCCUGGGCACAGCAUUGUAUCUGGUACGGGGAAUGUGGCAACUCAACUAUCCUCCCGGAGAAGAAGUACAACUGUAACUACACAGGGCCUCCCCAGCCUUUGCCCAAAGAGGGGCAGGACCUCCUAAAGGAGCUCUGCCCGGGUUUGGCCUACGGCAGCCAGAGCGUCUGCUGCGACACGCAGCAACUAAACACGCUGAAGGGCAACAUCCAGCUUCCUCUGCAGUACCUGUCCAGGUGCCCGGCGUGCUUCUUCAACUUCAUGACCCUUUUCUGUGAGCUGACGUGCAGCCCCUACCAGAGCCUGUUCCUCAAUGCCACGGAGUUCUCCCCCGACCCCGCCCACAACAGCACCAACGUGGUGAAGCUCUCCUAUUAUAUCAACCAAACCUUCGCUGACGCAAUGUACGAGGCGUGCAUGGACGUCCAGGCGCCCUCCAGCAACGUCAAGGCCCUCGGUCUGCUCUGCGGCAGGGACAGCAGCACCUGCACUCCCACCAACUGGAUCCAGUACAUGUUUAACACCGACAAUGGCCAGGUGCCCUUUGCCAUCGAUCCAGUCUUCUCAGGUGCCCCCGUGUCCUGGAUGACCCCGAUGAGCAACGAAACGUUCGGCUGCACGGAGUCCCUGGACGACGGCUCGGGCCCCUGCUCGUGCCAAGACUGCAGUCAAGCCUGCGGCCCUGCGCCCGCCCCUCCCCCUCUCCCCCCUCCCUGGACCCUCCUGGGGCUGGACGCCAUGAACGUCAUCAUGGCCUUCUCCUACGCGGGCUUCCUUGUCGUCUUCGUCGGCGCGCUGCUCGGAGCGUGGUGCUACAGAAAGAGGACCAUCACCUCUGAGUACGGACCCAUUCAGGACAGCAACCAACCCCUCUCACUGAACAAUGAGUCCAUCAAGUCGUCCGAUCAGGUGAGCUGCAGCGAUCUGCUGGGCGAGCGCUUCGAGAGUGCCCUGCGGGAGCUCUUCAGCCGCUGGGGUUCGUUCUGCGCACGGCGCCCCCUGCUGGUGAUCCUGGUCAGCGUGGUGCUGGUCACGGCCUGCUCCACGGGCCUCGCCUACAUGCGUGUCACCACGGACCCUGUGGACCUGUGGUCGGCCCCCGGCAGCCGCGCCAGGCAGGAGAAGGACUACUUUGACCAGCACUUCGGCCCGUUCUUCCGCACGGAGCAGCUCAUCAUCACCACGCCGUGGACCAACUGGACGUCCUUCGAGCCCACGUCUGGGCCGCCCAUCCCCUUCUCACCGAUCCUCACCCUGGACCUGCUCUUCCAGGUCCUGGAUCUCCAGACGGCCAUUGAGGACCUUGAGGCUGAUUAUAACGGGGAGAAGGUGACCCUCGAGGACAUCUGCAUGUCUCCCCUGGCACCCUACAACAACAACUGCACCAUCCUGAGUGUACUGAAUUACUUCCAGAACAGCCGUGAAGUGCUGAACCACACCUUCGGAGACGAGUUCUAUACCUACUUCGACUACCACACUCACUUCCUCUACUGCGUGAGUUCGCCAGUAGCUCUCGACGACACGGGACAUUUCCACGACCCCUGUAUGGGUACCUUUGGAGGCCCCGUUUUCCCCUGGCUGGUCCUCGGAGGCUAUGAAGGCACAGCCUACAGCAACGCCACUGCGCUGGUGAUCACUUUUCCUGUCAACAACUACCUCAAGGACACAGACAAGCUGGGCAAAGCUCGUGCUUGGGAGAAGGAGUUUGUCGAAUUCCUAAAGAACUACAGCAACCCCAACAUCACCGUGGCCUUCAACUCGGAGCGCAGCAUCGAGGACGAGAUCGACCGCGAAAGCAACAGCGACAUCAGCACCAUCGUGGUCAGCUACGCCAUCAUGUUCAUCUAUGUCUCUGUGGCGCUGGGCCGCAUCUACAGCUUUCCAAGAAUCCUGGUGGACUCCAAGAUCUCUCUGGGGAUUGCGGGCAUCCUGAUCGUGCUGAGCUCCGUGGCUUGCUCUCUGGGCAUCUUCAGCUACGCUGGCAUCCCCCUCACCCUCAUCGUCAUCGAGGUCAUCCCCUUCCUGGUGCUGGCUGUGGGGGUGGAUAAUAUCUUCAUCAUCGUGCAGACCUUUCAGAGAGAUGAGCGCAUGCAGCACGAGGAGCUGCACCAGCAGAUCGGCCGUAUCCUUGGAGACGUGGCUCCCGGCAUGUUCCUGUCCUCCCUCUCCGAGACGGUGGCCUUCUUCCUAGGAGCUAUGUCCAACAUGCCGGCGGUAAGGACGUUCUCUCUCUUUGCUGGCCUGGCUGUCCUCAUCGACUUCCUGCUGCAAAUCAGCUGUUUUGUCUCCCUGCUGGGUCUGGACGUCCAAAGACAGGAAAGGAAUCGCCUGGACAUUUUGUGCUGCGUCAAACUGUCUGAUGCAUCCGAAGAGAAGACCGAUGGUGUCCUCUUCUACUUCUUUAAGAAAAUGUACGCUCCCUUUGUCCUGAAGGAUUGGGUGCGCCCCCUUGUGGUUGCCGUGUUCGUGGGCAUGCUCUCCUUCAGCGUGGCGGUCGUCGAUAAAGUGGACGUCGGCCUCGACCAGCAGCUCUCCAUGCCUGACGACUCGUACGUGCUGGACUACUUCGGGAACCUGAGCGCAUACCUGCACACGGGGCCUCCUGUUUACUUUGUGGUGGAAGACGGCUACGACUACCGCACCAGCGACGGACAGAACCGCGUGUGCGGCGGCGUGGGCUGCAACAACGACUCUCUCGUCCAGCAGAUCUACACCGCGUCCCUCAUGAGUGAUUAUUCCAAGAUCAGCACGACUCCCUCCUCCUGGCUGGACGAUUACUUUGACUGGGUGAAGCCCCAGUCAUCCUGCUGCCGGUACUACAAUGCCACCGGGACCUUCUGCAACGCCUCGGUGGUGGACGACUCCUGCGUGCACUGCAGGCCCAUGACGCCCGACGGCAAGCGGAGACCCAAUGGCACUGACUUCACUCGCUUCCUCCCCAUGUUCCUCUCUGACAACCCCAACAUCAAGUGCGGGAAAGGGGGCCACGCCGCCUACAGCGCGGCCGUGCAGCUGAAGGACAACGGCACCGCCGUGGGUGCAACCCACUUCAUGAGCUACCACACCAUCCUGAACACAUCGGCGGACAGCAUCAGCGCUAUGAAGAUGGCCCGCCAGCUGGCCCACAACAUCUCUCUCUCCAUGGGGCUGGCGAACCGCACAUACCACGUCUUCCCUUACAGCGUGUUCUACGUCUUCUACGAGCAAUACCUCACCAUUGCCCACGACACUGCGCUGAACCUGGGUGUGUCCCUGGCGGCCAUCUUCGUGGUCAGCACCGUGCUGCUGGGCUUUGAGCUGUGGUCGGCCGCGCUGGUCUCGCUCACUAUCGCCAUGAUCCUCGUCAACAUGUUCGGCGUCAUGUGGCUGUGGAGCAUCAGCCUCAAUGCCGUCUCGCUCGUUAACCUCGUCAUGAGCUGUGGUAUAUCGGUGGAGUUCUGCAGUCACAUCGUGAGGGGCUUCUCUGUCAGUACCAAGGCCACGCGGGUGGAGCGGGCUCAGGAGGCCCUGUCCCACAUGGGCAGCUCUGUGUUCAGCGGCAUCACUUUGACCAAGUUCGGCGGGAUCCUGAUCCUGGCGCUCUCCAAGUCCCAGAUCUUCCAGGUCUUCUACUUCCGCAUGUACCUGGCCAUCGUGCUGCUCGGGGCGCUCCACGGCCUCGUCUUCCUGCCCGUACUGCUCAGUUACGCAGGACCGUCGGUAAAUCAAGCUAAGGUGAAGGCCGCGCAGAGGAGGCUCGUGGGAACAGAACGCGAGCACCUGCUCAACCAAUAACUGGACUGGGAAGGCCCAAACUCCCAUCUGCAAAGGGCCGCCGGUCUCUCAACCACCGCCUUCCGCACGCACACUAACGCACGCACACACCUUGACUGAAACCCUAACUCGGGACACUCGCUUUUAGGGGCACUAAAAAAGGCAAACCAAGUCUUGGCUGGCGUGAUUGUGGGAAUUCCUCACUGGGUCCCUCGGAAAACAUACCUAGCUAAAUUUUGCAGGAACGGCGCACAGACGAGGCUUUCGAAAAAUGAAGAACAAGGAGUAUAACUGAGAGAACCUAGAAUGCAAAACACAAUAAGCUUAAACAAUUUUCUAUACUGCACCAUUAUGGAAAUGGUACAUCCACCACUCUGGAAAUGGUGGACGUUUUUGUACUUGAAUAACAAGAGGCAUCUAAAAUGACUUAGCUAUUUAUUUGUGAGCGGUUGUGUUUUUACAGUCUAACUACUGAAGGGUGGGGACGUAUAUCAUAAUCUGUCCAAGCAGUGACUAACGAAGUCAGUGACGUGACGUACUAAGCUGCUGUUAUACUGAAGUAAUGGGUUACAUUUCCAUGAAGCCUCAUUUUGACACGUUUAGAUGAUAACUGCACAAAACGAUCUUCUGAAGUGAACUCUAAUCACAGGGUAUUAACUUGUCAGGGGCUUGUGUGUGAUUUCACAGGUAUUCCUGGAUCUUCUCCUCUGCAAGAAAAAAAAAAAAAAGAGAUUUAGCAUCAAGAAAUCAGCAAUGAAAUGCCAAGCAUUGAAGAGUUGUCUGGGGAGGGGGGAGGGAUCUUGAACCAAGUGCUCAGCUCACCACGAGUGGGGCUGAUAUCGUCGUGCAGGUUUGCAUUGAGAGUAGAUUGAAACCCAUCACCUGGACAGUACACCGUAGCGGGAGCCGGGAUAGUGGUCACCUAAAUGAAGUUAAGGGGAGAGGUCAUAACCCGGGCUGCAUGACGCUAGCACGGGUCAAGCAAGACCACUUAAGCUCGCUCCAGCAUGACAAAUUAGGUUGCGUCAGCGUGUUUCCCUCAGACUAAAAGAUCUUGUGGUUGUGUCUGCAUGCCUUAAUUGAUUGGGUUGGGGGAGGAAUACCUCAGAGUGCAUUGUUGGUUUCUGAUUUAUACACCAAGUAGUGCUCUUCCCAUAACGGGAUCUGAGCUUUAAGGAAUGCUAGAGGGUUACUGGUGGUGUGGUUUGGUUUUGUUUGUUUUCCCAUUUUAAUCUAAUGGUCCUUUACUGCAAUGUCUGCAUUCCACAGUGGAUAACUCUAAUAUUUGUAGGAGUUUUUGUUUGAAUAAAAGUGCUUCAGAUUUGUAA